AUGGCAAAAGAGCAAAAGCAGGGCAAAGACAAACAGAAGGAAUUGGAACUCGAAAUCGAUGAGGCUGAGGCUGACAUUGAUGUCCCAUUGCCUCUCACCGUGAAUUCUCGGGUUUUGUAUAUGUUGGGAGAUAUUGCUGCAGGGCCUGCGUUUAGGUUCACGCAAUGGCUCCAAUUGGUUCGUAAACGCACUAUCAAGUAUCGCUCCUCUGGCUUCCCUCACCGCACUUCCAGCACCACCAUGCCUUCAAGUUCUAGCAUCAGAGAAUCGAUUGAGGAUCCAAAAUGUGAGCUGGUCCCUGAUCAAACAGAAAUUAGCUUGUGGGAGAGGCUUGGGAAAGCUGCAAUGUUGGACAUUGAAUCAAGCUCCUUUUCUUGGGACAUGCUUUCUUCGCUGCACCACACUGAACACAGCAGUAGCAAUGAACAUUCUGAGGAUGAAAUGAACAAGGCUCUUGAGGUAACUGUAAAUUCAGGAGGGGUUGUCUUCUUUGCAUUCUUCAAUUGCCUUGGGAGUGCUGAUGCUUUUCCAAAAGAAGAAGCAGCCGUUAUAAAGAUAGCAUCAUCAAGAAUGGCAACACAGUCCGAACGCCUUGGCUAUGAAUUUGCCAAGUGGUUGGGAGUCCAAUCUCCACAGGCUAGAGUCAUUCACAAUACCAGUUUAGAAUGGCAACAAAUAAAGGAAGCUGCAGAAAAAGCUAGAGAAGCAGCAAAUUCUGAGGGUGAUGAAAUUGGUGAAGUGACAUGUUUUGAACUUUUGGAAGCACUUGAGCUUAGCCGAUGUCUCUUUUUUAUGAGUUACGUACAUGGUUCACCUUUGCUUGAAAACUCUAGUGCAUUUGAGUCAGGCGAAUCUGCAGACAGAACAUCAGAAGCUCUUGGCAGGGUACUGAUGCUGGACCUUGUCAUCAGAAAUGAAGAUAGGCUCCCUUGCCGUGAGCUUAGAUGGCGUGGGAAUUCUGCAAAUUUAUUGUUGGCUGAAAAGAUGAUCUCUGCGAAUACAAACACACUAGAAGCAGCUCUUGAUUCUGCAAUUAAUCGAUAUAGACCGAAGGUGAUUAGGGCACUUCAAAAAGAAAGAAGGUCAACUUCAGUAGAUAGCAGACUCGAUUCUCGUAAUCCUGGCUUGAUAUCACAGGCCUCUGAUCUUUCAGAGAUCGCAGAAUCACCAAGAUCUUGUGCCAUAAGCCUUAAAAGUCAAACAUCAGGAGAAUCACUGUCUCCUGACUUUCAUAUUGUAGCCAUUGAUUCUGGUGUUCCUCGGCGACCCCCUGCUGGAAAACGUGCAAAUGAUCAGGUUAAUUAUCCUAAGUUGGUUGAGUUGUUGAUCAAUAGUUCUGAGUUUGCCUCAAACCUGUUAUAUGAUAUAACUGGAGGGAAAUUAGGAUGUCCUUCACCAGAAGACAUGGAUACAACUGAUGUACAUGCAAGUGACAUGACAUCAGUAGUUCAUGCGUUCCGUACUGGUUUCCGUGCUUCUAUUAGGGAUCUGCAAGGAUUCCAUAUAUUCCUACUCACACUUCACCAAAGACUUGACAGUUUGUUACGAUCAUUUAUGAACAUUAUAAGCAAAAUAUCUUCGGGGGAAUCCGACAAAGAGGAUUCAGUGGUUCCUGACUCACCUUCACAGACUGCUGGUGUUAGUUGUUCCUCUCCAACAAGUAAGGAGAGGCUUGCUAAUGAUAACCAUCAAGAUUUUACUGAUUCAGAAUCACAGAGAACUGUUUCAAGGGCAUCGUCGUUAUGCAAUAGAGAUUGCUGUGAUUCGGCUCCUAUGUCAAGAGAAGGUUGGCAUGGAAAAUUCUACAAAGGAAGUGGGGAGCCACUUCGUUGUCUCCGCUUGACAGCUAAACUCCGUGACUUCCAAAAAUUUGCCAAGGUUGAUGCUGAAUCUAAUAAAGAAUUGGAGCAGUGGAAUGAAAUGCUUAAAAGUGAUGCCAUGAAGCUAUGCCAGGAGAACAAUUUCAAUACAGGAUUUUUCGAGGGUAGUGAUAAUAACAGUGUAGUUGAUGCAUACGAACUUAAGGUCAGACUUGAGCAUAUCCUCGAGAGAAUUGCAUUGAUAUCUGAGGCUGCAAGUACAGAGAGACCAUCCGCUGUUACAAGUAGUCUGUUCAUUGGGGGAGCACUUGCUGCAAGAUCUGUAUACACACUCCAAUACUUGGGAAUCACACAUAUUUUGUGUUUGUGUACCAAUGAAAUUGGACAGUCUGAAUGUCAACUUCCUGAUCUGUUCGAGUACAAAAAUUUCUCUGUGUGUGACAGUGAAGAUUUUAACAUCAGCACCAUAUUUGAAGAAGCGUGUGAUUUUAUAGAUUAUGUUGAACAAACAGGUCAGAGAGUUUUAGUUCAUUGCUUUGAGGGGAGAAGCAGAAGUGUCACGUUGGUCCUUGCUUACUUAAUGCUCAGGAAGAAGUUCACAUUAUCAAAAGCAUGGCAUGCUCUGAAACGAGUUCACCGUCGAGCACAGCCCAAUGAUGGUUUUGCAAGGCUCUUACUGGAAUUGGAUCAGAAACUGCAUGGGAAGGUUUCAAUGGAAUGGCAACAGCGGAAACCAACAAUGAAAGUCUGCCCCAUUUGUGGGAAGAAUGCUGGACUAAGCAGCAGCUCACUUAAGCUACAUCUGCAGAAAUCACAUAGAAAGCUAUCAUCUGGGAGCGUAGAUAGUGCCAUGACAAUGGAGAUCCAGAAGGCAAUUACUGCUUUGAAGAUUAGCCGUGGUGGGAGUGUCAGCCCCACACAAAGGUCCUCUCAUUCAAUAAUUGAUCAAUAGAAACUGUAAAUUCUAAAAUUUUACUCUGACAAAUAUCAGCAUGUUAUAAAUUCAGUGUAAGUAGAAUAUAGGAUUGGAAGUGGAUCCAACAGCUGUCACAUAUCGUUAAUAUGUUCAUUGAAAGAGUUGUAGCAUGAGUUUUGUCAUAAUGAAGUUGUUUCACAGGCCAGCAAACGGGUGUCCGUAUUAUAAGAAUCAUGCAUACCCCACUCGGGGAAUUUGUACUCUAUUUUGCAAUCAA
Molecule: messenger RNA, 3013 nt
Organism: Gastrolobium bilobum
Lineage: Eukaryota; Viridiplantae; Streptophyta; Magnoliopsida; Fabales; Fabaceae
Product: dual specificity protein phosphatase PHS1-like
Exons: 11
Coding region: 1-2772 (923 amino acids)
Biological process (GO): cortical microtubule organization; protein dephosphorylation; response to abscisic acid
Molecular function (GO): protein tyrosine/serine/threonine phosphatase activity
Source: RefSeq, a predicted model, not a curated record